This is a messenger RNA of Plenodomus lingam JN3, 1128 nucleotides long. RefSeq lists its product as uncharacterized. Gene Ontology annotation, cellular component: transcription factor TFIIH holo complex; transcription factor TFIIH core complex. The record is from RefSeq and is a predicted model, not a curated record. Gene Ontology annotation, biological process: regulation of DNA-templated transcription; nucleotide-excision repair. NCBI's taxonomy places the organism in Eukaryota, Fungi, Ascomycota, Dothideomycetes, Pleosporales, Leptosphaeriaceae.
AUGAACGGCAUUGAUGGCUCAGACCGUCAUGUCAAGACGGUUGAAGCACCUCCGCCAUCACUACUAGCCAUUGUUCUCGACACCAACCCGCACGCCUGGGCGCAUCUUUCCUCGACCCUUUCAUUGUCCGCAGCCCUCGCCAACAUCCUCGUCUUCAUCAACGCCCACCUAGCCUCAGGAAAUGCGAACGAAGUUGCUGUCAUAGCAUCGCACUCACAUAAGACGACCUUUUUAUACCCGACACCAUCAUCCAGUCCAAGACCGCGUAAAGCUGCAAAUGGAGAUGUGGAGAUGAACGGUGCUGGAGGCAACAGCGAGCCUCACAUGGCGGAGAAUCCAAACAAAUAUCGGCCAUUUGCCAUAGUCGAAAAUGCAAUUCUACGAAAUUUCGCAAAGUUACUGGACGAGACCAAUGAGAGACACCUCGCUGCGACACCAACCACUCUCAUCGGCGGAGCGCUCUCACUUGCUUUGACACAUAUAAACAAGCAAACCAUGUUGCACGCACCAACCGCAGCCAGCGCUGAGAGUGCAUCCCUCGCAGCAUUAGCGGAUGCUGAGAAUACUCAUGUCGACCGAAUACCGUUGACAUCUCGCAUACUCAUUGUCUCCGUGUCUGGAGAUCUCGCGAAUCAAUACAUACCCGUCAUGAAUUCUAUAUUUGCUGCGCAGAGAAAAAGAAUUCCAAUAGAUAUCCUCAAACUAGCAGGAGAUACUGUCCUGCUGCAGCAAGCGAGUGACGCGACCGGAGGUGUCUAUAUGAAGCCUGAACGGCCAGAGGGGUUACUACAGUAUCUGAUGAUGGCUUUUUUGCCAGAUGUGACUGCAAGGGCAAGCUUGGUCGUUCCUAAUGCAGGUGGAGUUGAUUUCCGGGCAGCAUGCUUCUGCCAUCGAAGGGUGGUUGACAUUGGCUUUGUGUGCAGUGUAUGCCUUAGCAUCUUCUGCAGUCCCGAUCUUCCGGAUAACCUUUGUUUGACAUGUGGCUCCUAUCUCUCCCUACGCAGCGCAAUGACAAAUACACCGGCCCUGAUACCCAGAAAAAAGAAGAAGAAGAAGAAGAUCGGUACCGACUCAGGCACACCUGGAGGGUCAACACCAGUCGGAUCCGGCACACCUGCACAUCCUUGA